AAAUUUUGAAUGGGUUAUAUUAAGGAAUAUAUAUGGUUAAGUCUUUAUUCUUGCUUUUCCCUUUUUUUUCUAUCGUCUAUGUUUUGUGUAGUAGGGGAAAUGAGCUUCCUGAAUUUAAGAAUUGUGUAUCUGCAUGUGUUGCUUUAAAUUGUAGAGAAGAUGCCCCUAGACAAUUUAUUCGAGGAAGACUUUCUCUUGUUUUAAGAAUAGGAAUGUGGGAUUGUCAAAGUGAAUGUGAUUAUUCAUGUCAAAGAAUUGUAACGUUGUAUAGAAAAAAGAAUGGAUUACAAAAAGAGCAAUUUUGGGGUAAAUGGUAUUUUAUCAGAAUAUUAGCCAUGCAGGAGCCUGCGAGUGUGGUUUUCUCUAUAUUAAAUGGAUACGUUCAUUAUCUUGGUUUUUGUUGGAUAAAAUUAUUGAUUCCUUCUGAUUAUGUAUUUAAAAAGUUUUAUAUUAUAUAUGCACUUUUAGGAUUAAAUACAUGGUUCUGGAGUGCUGUUUAUCAUAUAAGGGAUUUUAAAUUUACUGAAAGGGCUGAUUAUUUUUCUGCAGGAGCACUUACUUUAUGGAGUUUUUUUUUUACUCCUCUUAGGAUUUUUCGCUUAGAUCUUUGCAGAAAUUAUAACUUUUUUGUUUAUUUAUGGGCAUUUACUUGUAUAUUUGCUUUCUUGAUUCAUGUUAUAUAUUUAUCUUUUGUGAAAUUUAAUUACUCAUAUAAUAUGGCUGCUAAUGUACUUAUUGGAUUUUCUCAGAAUAUUUUAUGGGUAUAUUAUUCUUUAUCUAACUACGGUACUAGGCCUUUUGCUUUAUGGCCUAUGUAUAUUGUUUGUGCUAUUAUGAUUGCUAUGUGUUUUGAGAUUUUUGAUUUCCCUCCUAUUUUAUAUUUGUUUGAUGCGCAUAGUUUAUGGCAUAUGGCGACUAUUCCUAUUGUAUAUUAUUGGUAUAAAUUUUUAAUUCUAGAUAGUAAUUUUGAGUCAAAAAAUGUUAAAGGUGUACAAGAGGCUAUAUUUAGAUAA
Pneumocystis murina B123 is the source of this 1013-nucleotide messenger RNA. RefSeq lists its product as hypothetical. The record is from RefSeq and is a predicted model, not a curated record. Gene Ontology annotation, cellular component: endoplasmic reticulum membrane. Gene Ontology annotation, biological process: GPI anchor biosynthetic process. Lineage: Eukaryota; Fungi; Ascomycota; Pneumocystomycetes; Pneumocystales; Pneumocystaceae. The transcript is spliced from 2 exons. Gene Ontology annotation, molecular function: hydrolase activity, acting on ester bonds. The coding region runs from base 33 to 1013 and encodes 326 amino acids.